Molecule: messenger RNA, 948 nt
Organism: Neofelis nebulosa (Clouded leopard)
Lineage: Eukaryota; Metazoa; Chordata; Mammalia; Carnivora; Felidae
Product: proteoglycan 3-like
Exons: 6
Coding region: 146-823 (225 amino acids)
Biological process (GO): immune response
Source: RefSeq, a predicted model, not a curated record
AUAAGAGCUGCCUCUGGGUCCCAGCAGCUAGGAGCACUGAGAGUGGAAGCCUCAGACUCCUGGAGUGCCAAGAGCUGUGCAGACACACAGGACACCCACAAGGAAGGAGGUUGGAGUUGUGUCCCCAUCCCAAACCUGAGUGGAUAUGAAAGGCCCACUGCUCCUGCCCCUUCUCCUUCUGGGGACAGUUGCUGCUUUCCAUCUGGAGAAUUCUGCCUGCAGUCCGGACAGCCAUGAGAUACAAGUGGAUCUGAGUCAGAAUCUGGAAGGUUCAGGGGAGCAGGGAGAAGACCUGGCUCUGACUGAUGAGAUGAUUCAGUCAGAGGGAGAGGAGGCCAAGGCUUCCAGCUGUCAGGUCACAUCUGAGGACGGGGAGGCCAUGGAUUCGGACCUAGCUGCCCUAGACAAGGACUUUCAGUGCCCCAAGGAAGAAGACGUAAUUCGAAUUCCGAGCAGUCCUGGGUGCAAAACCUGCAACUUCCUGUUGGUGCGGCAGGCCCAGAAAUUUAAAUGUGCUCAGAAUGUCUGCAGGAGGUGCUACCGAGGCAACCUCAUCUCCAUACACAGCUACAACUUAGAUUAUCGCAUCCUCCGCUCAGCCAGAAGACUCAAUGAAAAUGAGGUCUGGAUUGGAGCCGUCAACCGGGGCUGGUUCAUGUGCCGGAGGUUUCGAUGGACCGAUGGGAGCUGCUGGAAUUUUCAAUACUGGGCCUCAGGGCAGCCUUUCCAAGGGCACGGCAACUGUGUGACCCUGUGCGCCCCAGGUGGUCACUGGCGGCGCACUUCAUGCCAAAGGCGUCUGCCCUUUGUCUGCUCCUACUGAGUGGCUGCGGAGCCCCGGCCUCGGAUCCCCCGCCCUUCGCACCCCCCCCACCAACCCGGCCGGCCCCCGCGCCCCAGCUCUGUCCCCCAGCCUCUUCUGGCCAUAAACCCAGACUUCCCACAGCA